AUGAGUGGGGUUACGUGUUGCGCGAACGGUGAAACGCCAACGGUUGAAUCUGUUGACGUGGUGUUGAAGGAAGCAUACCGGCGAUGGGUGUGCAGUUCUCUGGUGCCUCAUUACACACGUUCUGGCGAACGAUUACGACCGUGCCUACGCGUGUGUCAAGAUGUCGAACAACAGUGUCCGUACCUGCUGCCGGAUCAAACUGUGUCUCCUGGAGAGGCGGCCCAUCCGACACCUCAAUACGCCGGGGAACCGACAUUUCUCUGCCUUGAUCCCAUUAUACGUGAAAUCGGUGCACAGAGACUGAAAUCAUCUCGAGGAGAAGACGAUUGCUGUUACAACUAUUGCUUUUCGGCGGGCAGGGGUGCAAAUAAACAGCAGCUCCAAGAAGAAAACAUCGAAAGAGAGGACGAACGACAACACAGAGAUAUAUUAAGCGUUUGUGAGCACUGUCCAGGGCGGCCUCCCAACUCGUCGAGCCCCUUCAAGGGGGGUUCUUCACCACGGACAUUUAAUAAAGUGUUUCUUCUAUGGACAGCAUGGAUAACAUUCUUACAGACAGAAAGACUGGUUACUUUGUUGGUUAUGUGCGAAUACGGUAUUCGGACGAUGAUCCGGUUCUCGAACGUAUGGAGACAUUCGUGCUCAUAGAAUUUGUAGAAGUUUUAGGCGAUAUGUGUUCUGAUACUGGAUGGCUCAAACAGGUCUGUCUGUGGUCGUGCAUGUUGCUCAAUUUUUCCAAUGACACACCUUAAGACCUAUGGUGGCAGGUUAGACGAUUCACUUCCUAGAUCUUUUGCAAAUCAUUAUAAACCAAAACACCACAUCCUAUAGUCUAAUAAUUCUAGUACUAUUUUAUUAACUAAUUACUAUUAAAUAUAUUUUGGGCUAUUACGAACAAAGUUGAAUAUCGUGGUUAAUAUUUUUAAGUAACUAAUCAUUUAAGAAAAAGGUUGUGAGUUUAUUUAACUUUUGUAUUAUAAUUAAAAAUUUAGAGUUUAUAUAAAAGUCCAAUUAAAAAAUAUUCUAAUUAAUAAACAGGUUACAAUCAGAAUGGAGGAAUGAAACCUUGAAGAUCACUCAUUUUAAUUUUUUUUGUACUAAGAAUUAUCCAUUGAGCAUAUACUAAUAAACAAUUAUUUGAUUUAUACAGUACUGGGAACCGAAAAAAAACAUUUUAAAAAACGUAAAACAAAUCAAAUACAAACAUAGACUGUAAAAUAUUUUUAAAUCAAGUUGGAAAAUAUUAUGUUAUUGAAAUAUUCCUCACUUUCCUCAGCCACAAAUUCCACAAUAUCAAUUAUCAAUACCAACCACAAUUUAUUUUAUAAAAUUCAACGAUAAUAAUAGAUAUCGAAUGCCUAAUAGCCCAAAUAGAGUCAACUGUUAUUUAAAUUAUUAGUACAAUUUUGUAUCAACAAUAAUUGACUAUACGUUUAUUUUUUAGAAAAUUUGAAUUGCGUUGUUGAAAUAUAUCGUUUUGUAUUAGUUUGGGUUUAUAAUUUUGUAAAAAUGCACAGGAGCAACGGAUCUAGGACUUUCCUAAAGAUAUAGAAAAUUAUUGCAAUAAUCGUAAUAGGAUAAUUAAUUUAAUUUUAUCGUAAAAAGUGUUCAAAUAAACUAUAACGUACAGUUUUAACUAUGAAACCUACCUUUAAUAAACGUACGUAUAUCUGUAUAUUGCUCCCCAUUCCCAUGACAAACGUAAUCUAUAUCGACGACAGGAUAAUUUCAGAAAACAAAAAAGGUAUUCCAUAUUUUUAAACACAGAAAUUGAAGAACAAUACGAAAAGCUUAUUUUAAGCAACUUUGAUGCUAGACAAACAAGACGAGUAAUUAUUUUAAUGUAAAAAUGUCGUUUUAUAUUUUAAGAACCAAUUGUCUAGAAUCAAAGAUAUUUGCCAAUUAAGAUGCCUUAGAAAAAUGACGCCUUUAAUGUCGGUAAAUUUCCAGAAUCAUUGAGAUCUUUCAAACAAUAAGAAUCAAUCUUUUCAAAUUUUAUAUCAAUGUUGAUUCUAUAUCCAUCAUCGACAUAAUUUGUACAACUUAUCUACUAAUUAGACUUUUUAGAUUACUUUUUUUACUUUGUAGAUAUAUUGCGUUUCUCAUUUAAUUUAAAAAUGAAAGGAUAACUGAUCUGCCUCUUUCUGGAAAUAAUUCAUAAUUAUUUUUAUUUUUGUCCUAAAAAUAUCAUGUUGUUUUAGAAAAUAUUUUGCCAGUGUCUUACGGAGCGAAAACGUUGACCAUUACAAGGAGAAUAUUCCAAAAGAUCUGUGCGGCUCAAAGGGUGAUGGAGUGCGCUAUGUUGGACGUUUCAUUGAGUUACACGUUCCCAAACCGCCAGCUACAACGAAGAUCAAGAGAGGUUGAUGCUGUAGAGAGAAUAGCAACAAUGAAGUGGAACUGAGCCGGUCACGUGGCUCAAAUGACAUAUUAUAUUAUAACACGUACAAAGCGGAUACCGGAAAGGAGACCAAGUGAUAAGGCCUGCCGAAGCAGAGGUCACCCACCAAUGCAGUGGACAAGCGAAGAUCGAAUGAAAUUGCUGGUGUGAGAACGUAAAAUCCUUUGAGUAAUAUAUUGUACGCUUACAGACACAUGCGCUCAUACCCAUCGGCAGCCAUAGCCUUUCUGGUGCUUUAAACUAUAUACUGUCAUCCAAAGUCUACAAAAUGUAAUGUGCAACAUGUUCACGUCUGCCCCCCCCCCUAAAAAUUUUUAUAUUUGCAGAGAUAGCGUGACAAUCGAAUUGAAAACAAAGAGUUGGAAUAAAUAUCUGGUGAGACAUGUAAAGGCCAAUAGACUAAAAUGGGCUACGCAGUAACGACAAUUGCCUUGUAAACACUGUGUUUUGGGAAAGACCAACUGUGAAAAGGUGUGUAGGACAGCCUAGAAAACAGUGGACAGAAUCUGGAGAAAAUAGGAGGGAGACACUGGAGAAAUACUGGUACAAGACCGACAAAUAUGGAAGGCAAUAGUAAAUGCGGCAAAGACUCACGAAGAGUUAUAACGCCAUUGAUGAUGAUGAUGAUGAUGAUAGUUUUUUUCAGUAUUUUUUAUUAAAUACAUUUAUUAUGUUGCAUGAUACUGGAAUUUUACCGAAAUUGUGAGAAUAAUAAAGGUUGUGUAUAUUUGUACAGAAAUUUAAGAUAUAUUAAAAAAAGUUGCUUCUGUAUACCGAAUAUAUCUUGUGACCUGUCGAUAUAUAUAUAUUCAAAAAAUAAAAAGUAUCAUUCAAUAAAGGAUAUAAUAAAUGCGCACAAUACAUUUUCAUUACUUUCUAAGAUUACUGUGUGUAACUCAUUUUAUAUUUUUGUAUAAGACGUUCUUUCUAUUACCAAUUGUUGCUAAAUAUGUAAUUAAAAAUAUUGUACCUAUGUGAUUUAAAGACAAAAGCCAUACGACCAUUUUAUACACGCAAAUCAAUAAAACAAUGGAUGAUUUUCACUAAUGUGUAUUUGUACAACGAAUUUCCAACUAUAAACAAAGACUUAAUAGCCUCAGUUAGAACCAGUGUGUGAUUUUAAAGUUAAGUGCUUAAAUUCAAAUGUAAAUACAGCACAACAAUAAAAUACCAUAAUUUGUGGUCCAUUAAAUAAACUAAUAAACUCUUUAGCUUUACAAUAACCUGUAUAUAUAACAUAAAUCAGUAUUUCUUGGGUUUAGGUUCAAUAACUAAAGUUAAAAUAAUUGGAACCAGAUUUUAUUUUUCGAUUUAAAAUCAAUGUUUCGGCAGGUAAUCCUUGCCUUUGUCAAGAUUGUAAAAUGUAUACAAAGGAGAACAGGAUAAUAUUGCAGAACAUAUAAAUAGGUACCAGCAUGUAAAACAAAACACUAACAUUAAUUAGCGAACACAGAGCCAAAAUAGAAAUCUGAUAUCUCAUUGCUUACUAUCAUAAUAUAUAAUUAUAUUUACAAGGGCGUAUCUCCUAUGUUGUUGUCAAAAAAAUGGAGAUAUGUUACAACUUUAAGAGUUUUUUGUGGUGUUAUAUUAAUAAAUAAAACACAUAAUUUGUAUACAUUUUAUAAUCUAGACAAAGGCAAAGAUUAUGUGCCGAAACGUUGAUUUUAAAUGGAAAAUAAAGCCUGGUUCCAAUUUUAACUUUAAUGAUUGAACCUAAACCCAAGAAAUACUUAUUUAUAUUAAAUAUAGUAUGGUUCAAGAAACUCAAUAAAACUUGUAAAAUCCACUGUUUAAUGUUGGGAGUGUAUUGUAUGAAUAUCGUGUAGUUUCAUUUAAUACACUGGUACUUACAAAUAACAUACGUUUAUUAACAUUUGUAAGAAUUAAUAAAAGAACUUUCUAAUACGCUUUGCAGACCUAAUGCAAAUUGUCUGGUGAAGUUUAGAAAGUCAAUUCCGCGGCGAUUGUACAUAAAAAACAGUAUCCAUUUUAUAAUAUGGAAAUUAUGAGCGAAAAAUAUGUAAAAGGUACAACGACAUUAGAAUAAGUAGUAAUAAUACAUUUAUAUUUGGUUGAGACUUAAUUUUCGUGCCAAAAAAAUUAGACAAUAUUGCCAAGUGUGCUCCGUUUUUUACCAAGGUAAACUUAAACUUAACGCUACUAAACAUUUGCUGAAUGUCCUGAAAGACGGCUUUUAAGUUGAUAUCAAAAAGUUAAAAACAAUACAACAAUAAGUUAUUGUCUUAACCGUUUUUGGAAUUUUUGCCGAUAUCUAGAUUAUUUUGUUGCAUAUUUCAUUAUUUGUUUUUUGUUACAGUAAACGUAGUUUUGAUUAUUUCUCAAAUAUAUAUUAAACCGGUCCUGUAACAGUAGACUUAAACCUGUAAAGUAAGACAUGAAAAAUUAGUCCAAAUUCUAAAAACAAAAAACAUAGACAAAAGUGACUUACGAAUUAUAACAAACCUUUACUGGAAUCAAAGAGCACACGUAAUAGAUAAUGAACACAGUUCAGAAAUUGAAAUCUGGAGAGGAGUUAGACAGGGAUGUAUUAUGUAUCCAUUAGUAUUAAAUGUAUAUAUAGUGACUCUAUUUUUGAGGGAGCAUUACUAUCUGAAAGUGAAGGAAUAAUAAUUAACGGAAAAACUGUUAACAACAUAAGAUAUGCAGAUGACACCAUGAUUAUGGAAUCUCUGUUGAACCCCUCCCAAUACUUUUAAACAAGACGAGCAGUUUCCGUGAAAAAUAUGAACUAAAAAAAUAUAAAAAACAUUAAAUGUACGAUAAAAUCUCAUUUUAUAGAAGGAUGCUUAGAAUAGCAUGGAAAGAGAAGAAAAUGAACAAGGAAAUAUUGCGAGAAAUGGACAAAAGUUCGAAAUAACAAACGUAAUAAAAAUAAGAAAGUUACAAUAUCGGAAAAACGUAAUGAGGGGACAGACUUAUGAAAUGCUGAGCAUGAUAAAACAGUGAAAAUAAGAUUUAAGUGUUUCUUUUGUUAUAAAAAGGAGCUACGCUAUUACAAUGAAAGAUAUGGUACGUGAAUUCUUUUAAUGUGUAUACUACAAUCAGAAUAAAGAUGCACUAGAAAUAAACAAACCAAGACACUUUGAGUGUUACGAGGAGAACUCCCAAAUCAUAAUCUACAAUGUAUAUUGUAAAUCAUGAUUUGGGAGUGCUCCUCGUAAUAUUCAACGUGUCUUGGUUUGUUUAUUUCUAGUGCAUCUUUAUUGUGAUUUUAGUAUAGAUGAGGAAUGUUCUCAUAGACUUCAGAGUCAAUCAAUUUUUCAGAAAAUUUUUAUUAGUUGUAGAAAAAAAAUGGACUGAAAAAUGAAAGGAAUAUUUAGUCUUCGUGGUGAUGGUCUCCUGUAUUUAUAUGAAAAUUAUGGAAACAAUAAUACAAUAACCAACAGUUAUAUUUAUAGACAAAAACGUAUAAAGAUUUUAUCUAUAGAUACUAAUAGAGGAAUCAAUAUGAUAAAGUAGAACAGUUGUUUAAACGAUUUGGCAGAAGAAAUUCAGACCUAGAAAAUAAAAGAAUAAUAAAUAAAGGAAACAAUCUGAGUACCUAAUAAUUAUUACUGAAGAUCCAUGGACUCUUUUCAAAUUUUCUUAUAUAUUUUUGACUUUUAUACAUCAAAAAUAAUAUUACUAUCAAAACAUGAUUAAAUUUACUUUUUUACGAAAUUUAAACUGAUUGCAAAAACAAAUUACCUCAAUUUAAUAGUUAAUGAACUAUGUAUUUUAAAAUAAGUGAAAGCUUUUAUUUUUAACAAACAGAAAAUGCUGACAUUUUGCUUUGUAAAUAAAAAUAGUUUUUUCCUUGGUGUAGAUAUUGUUAGUCGUUUCGCAGAAUGUUUUUUCUCAACCACAUUAUAACUCUUACCAUAAGCUUAUACUUAAUAAAAUAUAAAUCGAGGAAUAGAGUGAAAAUCAUCUAUAUUUUAACGUUGGAACUAUUCAUUUCAUGCUACGCAGACAGAUCUAGUUGGCUACUUGGUAUUCUUUUUUAGAAAAAAAAAUUAUAAUAUUUAAGCACAUAGAAUUUGUCUAGGACUGCAUUUGAUGUGGAGUCAGGGAAAUACCGACAUUUUUUGUCAAUUAUUCGGUAUUUUUGUAUGACUAAUAGGCAGAAAACACGUUUUCGUAUACCUACCAAUGUACUGGAAAAUAUAGGAAGGAGUUUGGUAUUAACUGACUCUCAUUUUUUUAAAAUGGCUGUUGCAAAAGUAUAAAAUUUUACUAUAUAGUUGUUGAUGUUGAAGAUGUAUUUACUAAUUUUUUAUGAGUUUUUAUUUGAUACAGUGAGUUUGUUUGCCAUAAGGUAGGUGUACCAAUUAUUGACGCUUCAACAAUAAAUUGUCAUUAAUAAUUAAUCCAUAUUUUAAUAUUGCUAUUAAAAAAAGACACAUAAAGUGACUUAAGGUAUUUUCUCACAAAGCAACGAUUUAGGUAUCCUCUUGCUAUCCAUUUCAUACCAAUCCUACUAACUCAAUAAAUACCCCUCUGUUUAAAUAAGUCGCCUUCUCCAUUUCCAUUAUGUGUCUAUCUUUUCUUGUGGUGUCUUAGUAUCUCUCUGUCAUUUAUUAAUUGCCUUUGUACCACUUUCACGAAUAUUAUCUCUAUUUUCAGGUUACUUGGUUUUAUUCAGUAUUUGUGUUUUCGGAAAAUAUUUCAUUCGUCUACCUUUAAUCUUGAUCUAACAUCUCUUCUGUUUCUUUCUUCAAAAUAGGCCUAUCUAGAUAUAUUAUAUGGCUGGUCUAUUUUCCUACUUCACUUGGUUUGUAUAUUUUUUUCCUCUUGGUUUUAUUAUUUCGUCAUUGUGUAUUUUCUGAUAAAACGUUUUGUUAUUAUUUAUUAGUUUUUUUUUUCGUAAAAAUCGUUGCUACGUCCAACUGAAUUAGUAUAUCCAUUAUCUUUAAAAGAGAAUGUAUUUUUAAACCAAUAUGCGCAUAGUUGUUUUACAUAACAAGAUGCUAAUUACGAAUUUCUAAAACGUGUCAAAAUAGGGCUUGCGUCAAUAAUUGGUUCAGUCGCCUUGAAUGCGAUGAGAGAUCUUAUGAAAUUCAAUAAUUACAUCCGGUUGAUGCAAACCAAAGAUCUAAAUCGGUCCAACUCUUUUGAAACCUUAUUCAAAAUAAGCUAAAUUACUAAGUCGCACUUUCUUCCCAAAGCAAUAACUGGAGAGCUAUUCACUAAACGCUAACUAAGCUUUUCCUUUCAGUUGCAUCUGUCCCUUCCAUUGCUAAAUCUAUAAUAAAUAAGGAGGCAGUAAAUAACGAAUAAUGUUUUUUCACUAUUACGUUUAAUAUUUGAUUUUUAAACAUAUAAAUGGUAUAUUAAAAGCAGCAUAUUUGAAAUAUGUAAUAAAUAAAUCUUUCGGUUGAAAUUUAAAAAAGUUAUUACAAAACAUAAUUUUAUUAUUUAUAAAACAAGUGCCAAAAGGGAGUAGUCGAAAUUUUCACGUGAAUAUGAAAAAUACUUUUUGCAAGAGUUGCAUACCAUAUUUUUUCUAUGCAAAAGCCCAAAAAUAAUUUAUUUAAGUGGUAGAAAACUAAAAAUCAAAAAUUAAAAGUAAAAUAUUUAAUGAUUGUUAACUUGAAAAUGAAAAGAAAUAAAGCUUCGAGAGAAGAAAAUAUCGUUAGGAAGACUGGAUAAGACAGACUUUCAGGAAAUAUAAAAAAAUUGUUCAAAUUUUGUCUGCAUCAAAUUGAAACACCUACAACAUCUAACCUAACCUAACCUACAAGGUGACACAACUAUAGAAUAUAAUACCUAGACUGCGCGCCGCCAUCUAAAACUGUCUGACCAUUGCGACAGAGAAAACUGAGGCUAUUAGUAUCUUUCUAAUCGGAGAAGUUUAUUCCAUGACGUUGGUGUUAUCGACCACGUCACUUUCCCACUGUCGCUGAUUUGGUAAACUCCUCCGCUUAGAAAGAGACUACCGACCUAAUAGCCUCAGUUUUCUCUGUCGCAAUCAUCGUCGGAUAGUUUUCGAUAGCAACCUGCAGUCCAAGUUUCAUAUGUCUAUGAGCACAAUGCAUUUACCAUUUUAUUACAUAAAAAGAACGAUCCAAUAGACCUCGAGAAUUACCGAUCCAUGAGCCUGUUUAGUUAAACCACCCUUACUUCGGCACUAAUGACUGGCUAUAAUGCAUAAAAAGUAUUAUAGAAAAAUCCAUCCAGUACAACCGACCAUUGUUUUUGGCUUUCGUAGACCUUUUUAACAGCAUUUAACACCAUAGAAAUUAACAGCGUAAUAAGAGCGUUGUAGGAAAAUCUUAUAGUAUCGGUGCUCCAAACUGAUCGAAAAUAUAUAUUUAUAAUAAUACAUACAACUAUGACCGUAAGAUUAUACAAAGAUACAAAACGUAUAAAAAUCAAGAGGAAUCAGACGAGGAGAUACGUUAUCUCCUAAACUCUUUAGGGCAGUUCUGGAACAUGAUUUCAAAAAAUUUGAGUGGGACGCAAAAGGAAUCAAUGUCGACGGUGAAAUGCUCUGACAUAUACGAUUUGUAGACAAUUAGGUUAUGAUAAGAAAUACCUUAAAAACGAGAUUGGAACUAUGCUUACUGAAUUAGAUGCACCCGGUAAGAAAGUUGAUUUGAACAUAAAUUUUGAGUCACAAUACAUGACAAAUCUGGUACCAAGUGAGAAUCCAAAAAGUCGGCUGCAACAAAAAAACAUUCGUACAUAAAUAUAAAUACUUGAAAUUCAUAUGGCCAGGGACCAUCAAACCGCUGAACUGGGAAGAAGAAUCACUUUAGCAAGAGCAGUAGGUAUAUGAAGCUCUAUCAGUCAAUUUUAAAAGCAACAUGCUAAAUUAUUUAAAAAAAAAGAAGACUUUCGACCAAUGUGUUCUUUCAGUCACGAUUUACGGUGCCGAAACACUUUCUUUAACCCAGGCCACAGUAACCAAACUCAGAGUGGCCAAAAUAGAAUGGAACAGUUGUGACUUGGACGGACUCUCAGAGACAUGGUUAGAAAAGAGAAAAUAAGAAGGAGAGGCGACACAGAUCUCAUAGAGCACAUAGCAUGGCUGAAGUGGAACUGGGUGAGUCAUGUGGCCAGAAUGAAUGACGUGUGUUGGACCAAAAAAAUACUCAGAAGAAGCAGAGCUAAACCACCUACACGAUAAUCUCUAAUCCACUUAUGUGUUUCUCUAGUUUCUCUAUUAUAUUUUCUGUAUUUCAUCAACAUUUUCUCUUGUAAAAGUGCAUACUUAUGACCAAUAAAUAUGAAGCGUCAGUAUCUAUUGGUUAAAAACCUUUAUUUUUAAGUAUUUUGGGUAUUUUACCCAUUAGCUCAAUUUGCUGAAUGGGUUGUUCAAGUUCUUAGUUGUCACUUUAAAUUUUGGCGUAUAGUUUUCAAAAUUUCUUGUAACUCAUUAGUCAUCUUUAUAACGUUUGGGAUAACGAGAAUCUCUUCAUAAACGGAUCCAAUAUCGAACGAGUCGACCAAUAUGCUUACCUUGGAACAAUGAUCAACUAUACAGGUCAUUAGUUAUAGGAAAUCAAAAUCAGAAUAGAAAAGGCUAGAGCAAAUUUUAACAAAAUGAAAAAAGUGCUCUGCACAAGAGAUUUGAAGUUGGAGCUAGGAGUUAGGUUGGCUAGGUGCUACGUUUUCUCGACUUUCUUUUAUGGAAUGUGGGUGUACAGAAGGAUUCUGAAAAUAUCGUUGACAGAACACGUCACGAACAAAGAAGUUAUGAAAACAAGAAAAUUAGAAGAUCUCGGACAUAUUACACGUGGAGAGAGAUACAGCUUGCUCCAAUUGAUUAUGCAGGGAAAGAUUCAAGGAAAAAUAAGCAUAGGGAGACGCAGAAUAUCGUGGCUGCGCAACCGGAGAGAAUGGUACGGAUGUACAUCGAAUGAACUUUUUAGAGCAGCCGUCUCUAAAAUCCGAAUAGCUAUUAUGAUUGCCGACCUCCGUCGCGGUGAUGGCACUUAAAGAAGAUAACGUUUGGAAUGAAUGCUGGAUUUAGUUUAUAAAAGGCGAGGUCUACAGCGCAAACUCGAUCAAUUUAAUUCAUGUCUGGUGAGCAGGGUGGUCACUCUAUUUUUGUUACUCCUUGAUAUUCUAUCCUUUCAUUUUACAGUUACGGAACGGUAGGGAUGGGACUUUUAUCGUCGAUAAAACGAAACAAUCGCGUAUCUCCCAAAAAAAGUACAAAUGAGGAUUACUUAAAGUACAAAGACUGGUUUAAAUGCAAUUCUAUAGAUCUCUUCAGAACAGCAGUAGAUAGAGUAAACAUAGUGAUGAUGAUCCUACGAUUGUGAAACAGCACUUAAAGAAGAAGAAGAUGAUAAUAAGAUUAAUAUGAUGAAAUUGGUUGCAGAUGGUUAUAAUCGGUUUAAAAUGUGCUUUCAAUAUACCAAAUAUGUUGUUAAAAUAAUGAUCUUUAUCUUGUAAUGGAUUAUUUUAUUAUAAUCAAAAUGCUACAUCUAAGUAAAUACAAAAUGCUUAACUAGGCAUGAGUUAAUAUCGUAUAAUAACUAAUUUAUUUGAGUUAGUUACUAAUAUGUUAUGUUUUAUGUUAUCAUAAUAUUUGUUAACUUUAUUGGUAAUAUACAAAUUGAAACAAUGCCUUCUUAUUUAAAUUGUUAUUUAAAGUCUUUAGCUCUAUACAUUUCUUAAGGUUGUACUUUUUCAUAACUACCAAAUAUCUUGGCAAGAACACAUAAUUCUGUAAAAUAAACAUCCAGGUCUUCGUAUUAAAUGUAAUUUUUCUAAAAUGUUAAAACUAAAAUGUCAUUGACUGUUUAAAUUAAUGUAUCUACAAAAUAAUGGAUUCUUAGAGCCCGUUCACAUGACAAGCGCUUAAUGCUCGUUUUGAUAACGCGCGAUUAAAACUACAUACAUUUUACUAGAGACCGUUUACAUUCUAACGCGCGUUUUAAGUCAUUAAAACGCGCGUUGGCAUGUGAACCGUCUCAAAUAAAAUGUAUGUAGUUGUAAUGGCGCGUUAUCAAAACGCGCGUCAAGCGCCUGUCAUGUGAACGCGCUCUUAUAUUAGCUGGUGGUAAUGAUAAGGGCACGUUCACAUGACAAGCGCUUGACGCGCGUUUUGAUAACGCCAGAUUACAACUACCUAUAUUUUAUUCGAGGCAUUUCACAUGCUAACGCGCAUUAGUAUGUGAACGGCCUAAAUAAAAUAUAUGUAAAAAGUACGUAGUAGUAACCGCGCGUUAUCAAAACGCUCGUUAAGCGCUUUUCAUGUGAACUUGGCCUAAAAGUAAAACCUUAAGCGCUUUGAGUUUGCCUCUCCGUCCAAAUAAGAAAAAAAUUUCCACAGAAACAGUGGAACUCCUUUUGAGGCACUAAAAUUAACAGUUGUACAAUAAAAUGUAUUGAUAAUUUUUUCUAGAUGAAAUGUGAAUUAUAUAAAAUUGUUGCGAAAUAUAAAUUAAACCUAUAUAAAAUAUACUUAUCAAGCAGCCAAAGCAGUCAAGUGUUUAUUGACUUAAUUUAAAAGAAAAAUAGGGAGCAAACUGAACAUGAUUAACUUUAAUUGUUGAAGUUGUUUCAAACCUAUACGUUUUUUAUAGGAUUAUAGUUUGAAUAGUAAGCGUAAUUAUUUGUAUUUGUUCAAUUAUCUGUAUUCUCUACAAGAUCAAAGCAUUGUAAUUUAAAAAUUGGUAACCCAAAUUUAAUCAACAUAGUAUUAAAUGUCAACUUAUGUUGUUGAUUGGAUUCAGUCCUAUGAAAUCCAAACAAGCUACCAAAAAUGGUAUUUUUAACUAAAACUACUUAAUAUAUUCUUAAUAAGGUACAUUCAAAAUUUGUUAGUUAUAUCGGCACACAAUUGCCUUCUUUUUCUAAGUAUUUCAGUCUCCAAAUAUUCUUGUUCCCUGCGUAUUUGAAGUUUAGCAAAUUAUAGACCCUAUAAUGUAAAAUUACGUUAACUCUACGUCAACCAAACCUCUAUAGAAAGAGUCGCGCAUUACAACCCUUUCAGUAGGGGAGAGUCGUCUAAUGGUGCACGUCGGGUAAUUGUGCGCAUCAAUGUUUCUAAUCUCCUAUUUAAUAAAAUUGCAAAAACUAUAUUGUCUUUCCAUCUAGUAGCAAUUGCCAUAUCUAUCCGACACAAACGAACGUCGGCAGAUACUUUACCGGUUGGCAGUUAUCGUUUACAUGUUUUCGCGUGGUUUGAUAUUAUUUGCGUAUCUGAGAAAAUAAGCGAUAAGUUUUUUUGUUGACAGAU
Molecule: messenger RNA, 12599 nt
Organism: Diabrotica virgifera virgifera (western corn rootworm)
Lineage: Eukaryota; Metazoa; Arthropoda; Insecta; Coleoptera; Chrysomelidae
Gene: Mid1
Product: NALCN channel auxiliary factor 2
Exons: 3
Coding region: 1-648 (215 amino acids)
Biological process (GO): calcium ion import across plasma membrane
Cellular component (GO): plasma membrane
Molecular function (GO): stretch-activated, monoatomic cation-selective, calcium channel activity
Source: RefSeq, a predicted model, not a curated record